AUGAUGAGGCAUUCCCAAGCUCUCUCGCAGCUCGCCGUCCUCCUCCUCCUCUUCCUCCUCGUCUCAUCCAGCGCCGCUUCCACUCUAGACGACACCUGCAAGUCCGUCAGCGCGAGCAACAGGGACCUCGGCUACGACUACUGCGUCAAGUUCUUCAAGGCGUGCAAGGACAGCGCCACCGCGGACAAGCGCGGCCUGGCCGUCAUCGCCACGAAGAUCAUCCGAGCGGCAGCCGUGAACACCGGCAGGCGCAUCGCCACCAUCAAGGCCUCGCACGGGGACGACAGGAGGAUCCAGGGCCCGCUCGCCGACUGCGACGAGCUGUACUCGAGCGCCGUGGACCAGCUCGACGCGGCGGCGAGGGGCAUCUCGUCGGGGAAGUUCCAGGACGCCCUGACGAACCUCAGCGCCGCUGCGGACGCGCCACAGACCUGCGAGGAAGGGUUUCGCGAGCUGGGCGUGAGUUCGCCGCUGGCCGACGAGGACUCCAAGUUCAGUAAGGAGUGCUCCAUCGCUCUCGCUGUAACGAACACGUUUGGAUUUUUAUUGUUCUUAAGUAGUGAUCUAAACGCUCUUAUAUUAAUUUAUGAAAAGUGUGAAAGAGAUCUGGCGGCAUGGGAUGAGAUGCCCACGCGCGGCACGCUACCGAAUUUUGUACGCAAGAGAUGCUUGCCAGACAAGUGCAAGAUUAUAUUACUGUUGGCAAUCAAAUACGCCCACACGUAUUAG
Molecule: messenger RNA, 729 nt
Organism: Triticum turgidum subsp. durum (durum wheat)
Lineage: Eukaryota; Viridiplantae; Streptophyta; Magnoliopsida; Poales; Poaceae
Source: the annotation of a GenBank genome assembly